Messenger RNA from Cuscuta epithymum, 1334 nucleotides. The record is from the annotation of a GenBank genome assembly. Lineage: Eukaryota; Viridiplantae; Streptophyta; Magnoliopsida; Solanales; Convolvulaceae.
CUGAAACUAAUCAAACUAUAAACUAUAAUCCAAAACUCAUCUCCAUUCUGAACUCUUAUUGCUCUGAAAAUGUCAGACAUUCCAUCUGAAAUCUACCGCCAAAUACUCCUUCAACUGCCCGCCGAUUCCCUUUUCCGCUUCAGGAGUGUUUGCAAGGAAUGGUGCCGCCUCAUUGAUGAUCCAUCUUUCGUCAAAUCCCACACACAAAAUCAAAUCUUUUCAAGCACUCUUCUUAUCAGAAGCUCUAGUUCACGGUUUCAUCUCUUAGACUUUGACUCGCUAGAAUUCACUAAUGACUUACAAGGAGACGGCCAGAUGGUUGAAGCAAUUCCCGUGAAGCAAUUGGUUCGUCGUGACGUGCCCCGCUUACAGCGUCUUCCGGUGAAUUCGUGCAAUGGGUUGGUUCUUAUUUCUACUUAUGACACUAAGAAGAUAUGGGCGGUUUGGAACCCGUUAACUCGAGACUGCCAUCGGUUGCCCCUGCCCGAUUGCUCUAGCUUUUCGUUUUCGGCUUCGGGUUUAGGUUAUGAUCAUGUUUCUGAUGACUAUAAAGUUGUUAGGAUGGAUAAAUUUUGCAAAACUCUUCUUUACAGCUUAAAGUUGGGUUCUUGGAAGAGAAUUAAGGAUUGUCCUUAUGAUUGUUUCCGCAUUCUUGGUCGGUACAGUGGGGUUUGUGUGAAUGGGAAAUUGCAUUGGUAUACAUGUGAAAUGAUCAUAACUCUAGAUCUUGUGACAGAAGAAUACAGCCAUAUACCUCUUCCCCCCGAAUCCUCAUCCGAAGAGAUAACUUAUAUGUCUCUGAAUGCUAUUAAUGGAUUAGUAAUUUUGAGUUACAGUUACUUAACAAGCACCGGGUGUCAAUUUGAAGGAUGGGUGUUGCAAGAAUACCAAGUAGAUUCUCCUUGGAACAAACUGCUCUCAUUUCACUUUCACGGUUUCGAGUCACUCAAUCUGGUGGCUUUCCUAAAGAACAAAAAGCAGGUUAUUCUGGAGCAUGAAGAUGGUUUUUUUGUUGUUGAUAUUGAGAGCAAUUCAGUGAAGCAGGUCAGAGUUGAUGGCCUCAUUGGAAUUUCUUCUCAAGUUUGUCCUGGAAGCCUCUACCGCCUCGACGAUCGUGGCAUUACCCGUAACCGAUCUCUACUUCAACAGGUGUGAAGAGGAAGAGAAAACAGACCAAAAACAGGACUAUCACAAGGCUAAAGGUCUAUGUAAGAGAUGAAAGUUGCCAAGUCUAGAUCCCAGUUACAGUUGCGAGGUUGAUGAGUAUUGAAAAAUCUUUCUGAAGUUCUUCCAUGCUUGUUUUUGAUGGAAUCUAUGGAUGAAUAGUAUAUAGC